Fusarium redolens is the source of this 1392-nucleotide messenger RNA. Its product is annotated as Pex19 protein family-domain-containing protein. NCBI's taxonomy places the organism in Eukaryota, Fungi, Ascomycota, Sordariomycetes, Hypocreales, Nectriaceae. The transcript has 4 exons. The coding region runs from base 1 to 1392 and encodes 463 amino acids. The record is from RefSeq and is a predicted model, not a curated record. Gene Ontology annotation, biological process: protein import into peroxisome membrane. Gene Ontology annotation, cellular component: peroxisome; peroxisomal membrane.
AUGGGUGCAGACAAAGAUACGGAAGUCGCCUUGAAGGAUGAGGUCACAGAGAAACUCAAAGAGGCUGUUAAGGAGGACGUCAAAGAUGAGGUGAAAGAGGACAAAGAGGAUGAUAUCAAGGAUACCACAGACCUCAAGGCCGAGGCCGAGGCCGAGGCUGAUGCUCCGGCUUCAUCUCACACUCUCAUGCCUGAUGCUCCAACCGCUCAUGCCCCGGCCUCAAGUCUCUCACCGGCGACUCCUUUAGAAUCAGAGCCUCUAAGUGCUGCCUCACAUGGGACUUCUGCUGGAGAUGCUGUUCCUGAGGAUGCUGUUCCUGAGGAUGCUGUUCCUGAGGAUGCUGUUCCUCAAGGCUCAUCCAAAGCUGCCCCUCAACAGCCCGUUCCUCAAGGAGCGGUCCCCAGAGACGAUGCGGCUGCAGUCGCCACGACAGCGGCUGUAGCAGAGGAGACUACCGUUUUACCAACCCCAGCACCGGACGCCGCGAUACCUGUCGAUGAAACGGAAGAGGUUCCAGACCCGGAUGAAGACGACUUGGACGAUUUAGAUGAUAUGCUGGAUGAGUUCUCUACCGUCAAGCUGGAUCAACCUAAGCCUUCUGGAGCUGCUGCUGGCUCCAGUAAAUCAGAGGCUCCCAAAGGUUCUGCUUCUGGCAAGCAGCCUGAAGUCGAGGAUGCGUUCUCAGAAGAAGAAUUUGCUAAGCAACUGCAGGCUGGUAUGGCCGAUCUACUAGGAGAACUUGAGCAGUCCCCUGAUAUGCAAGCACAGUUUGAAGAUAUCUUCAAGCACAUCGCCGCGGCAGAAGGCGCUGGUGAUGCGCCACCUCCAAGCACUUCCAAAGGACCAUCCUCUCAAACACCACCUGAGGAUGCAUCGUUCCAAGAUACUAUCAAGCGAACUAUGGAGCGCAUGCAAGCUUCGGGAGACCAAGCUACCGCUGCUGCUGCCUCGGGGUCCGCUGAUGAUUUCAUGUCUGAGAUGCUCAAGCAUUUGUCUUCAGGCGACCUUGGUGAUCUGGGAGGCGACGGCAGUGAGGAGGAAUUCUCCAAGAUGCUUAUGGGCAUGAUGGAACAGCUUACUAACAAGGAAAUUCUCUAUGAGCCCAUGAAGGAACUUGAUGAGAAAUUCCCUGGAUGGCUUAUUAAGAAUCGUGACUCGACACCGAAGGAGGACUUGAAGCGCUACGAGGAGCAACAGUCCAUUGUACGCGAGAUAGUGGCUAAGUUCGAAGAGAAGACGUACUCGGAUUCCAAUGCGACGGACCGUGAGUUCAUUGUGGAUAAGAUGCAAAAGAUGCAAGCAGCAGGGUCACCCCCAUCUGAUCUAGUUGGAGACAUGCAGUCGGCACAAGAUGCCCUCAACCCAGGAGAUGAGGCCUGCAACCCUCAGUAG